CCCAGAAAAAUUUAAGAGAACCGAAACCAUCUCUCCCCUUCUCUCUCUCUCUCUCCUGAAUUUAGGAGGCAACGGCAGGCUCAUUGAUUCGGAGGCCCGUUGCUAGAUAGCGAGAAGAUGACCGAGAUCUGACCCUUUGCAGUUCUCUAGAAUUCUCUGUCGACGAAACGCCAGUUUUUUGGUCGCUGCUCCGGUGUCCCUGAGGAUUCUUCUGCGUCCCCUGGAUUUUUAAUUGCUGCAGUAGCAAACAUGGCUAUCGAAGUCAAUGGAUUUGAGAUGGUACCGCCACCUGCGGAGGCUUUAGCUGAGGCGGAGAGGUCUUUGCCGUGUAAGAACGAGAAUGGGAAGCUGGAACAUGGAUUGAUCCCUAAGGUGGACAUUAAGUUCGGUUCUCAUGGAGAUGGAUCGGCAAACAGCGAAGCAAAUAAAGUUUCCGAUGCCACCUUCCCCAAGGAUGCUGCUGAUGAAUGGCCGGCACCGAAUAAGAUUCACUGCUUUUAUAUUGCUAAGUGCAGGUCGCACGGUGAUCCCCAGAUGAAAGUCAAAAUUGACCUGGCUGAUAGGGAGAUUCAACGGAUGAAUCAAGCCAGGUUCCAGAUCACCGACAAACUGAGAGCAAAGAGGUCGGAGCGAGCAGACAUAAUCACUCAGCUGAAAGCUUUGGGCGGUGAGAACAAGCAGUUUAACAUGAUUGCUGAAGAAAAGAGGAAGGAAAUGGAACCAUUGCACGAUGCUCUAGGCAAGCUACGCAAUGGGAACCAUGCUGGUUGUGGAAGUGGCAUGUGCUCAUCAGAAGAAGAACUUAAUGAGCUCAUCCGGAACUUGAACUACCGCAUACAGCACGAGAGCAUCCCAUUGGCAGAAGAGAAGCAACUUCUACGGGACAUAAAACAGCUUGAGGGCACACGGGAGAAGGUUAUUGCAAAUGCUGCUCUGAGGGCUGAUGUGCAGGGUAAAUAUGGUCAGCGAGAAGAGAUUCAGGACCAGGUUAAACUUAUGGGAGUUGGCUUGGAUGGAGUGAGGAAGGAUCAGCAGGCAGUUAAGGGAAAAAUUAAGAAUCUCAGGGAAGAAUUGGAGGGUAUAGAGAAUGAUAUAAGGUCUUUGCAAGAUGAUUUGUCACUUACCAUUCAGAAGAGGGACAAAGCAUAUGAAAACCUGCAGGAGCUGAGGAAACGGCGUGAUGAGGCGAAUGCCCCCUUUUACCAAAAUCGUGCGAUUUUGAACAUUGCAAGAGACCUUGCUGCAAAGAAGGAUAUUAGUGCUCUGGAGGAGCUGUCGUUGAAUGAGGUUGAGAAGUUUUUCUCCCUCUGGAACGACAGCAAGAGUUUCAGAGACGAUUACCUCAAAAGAGUAUUGCCAUCAUUGGAUGCCCGACAGUUGGGCAGAGACGGAAGAAUUAGGAAUCCCAAUGAGAAGCCACUAGCAGUCGCCGAGGAAUCAACAAAGGUAUCCAAAAAAGAGAAAAUUAUGAAAACUGAAGUGAAACAUCCAAAAGAAGAUUCCAAACCACCUCCGCAAGACAAUGUCGCUGCCGCCAAGAAUAACCAGAAAGAAGCUGUUAAGAUAGCGGGUGAUUCAGCUGCCACACUGGAACUUAAGGUCUCAAAGUUCAAAGAGGACACUGAGGACUUUGUUUUGGUAAAACCGGAGCAGGAGGCUCCGAAAGUUACUGAAGUCGACAAAGAGAAGCUGAAGGAGAUGAAGAGGCAGGAUCAAAUCGAAAAGCAGAAGCAGGCUCUAGAAAGGAAGAAAAAGCUGGCAGAGAAAAAUGCAGUGAAAGCGGCAAUUAAAGCUCAAAAGGAGGCUGAGAAGAAGCUCAAGGAUCGUGAAAAGAAGGAAAAGAAGAAAGUGAUGGCAUGGAAUCCUGAUGAGGAGGAACUGACUGAGGAGGCUGCCGAAGUGGAGAAGGUUGGGAAAGCUCCUGAGGCUCCGGCCCCUGCAAAGGAGAAGGUUCAAAAGAAAAGUACCUACAGGGUGAAAACUCGAACGAAAGGAGUCGAAUCAGUUCCAAAGGCCAUCCUCAGGCGUAGGAGGACACAGGCCUACUGGAUGUGGGCUGUUCCUGCUGCUGUUUUGGGAGCUCUGGUGGCCCUAGCUUAUGCAUAUUACUCUCUUCCCUGAGGAAGAAGAGGAGGUAGAACCGCUGGACGAUGAGGCCUAGCAAACGGGUAGUUUUGCCUAUAGAAGCUUUAACUUUCAGGUAACUUAGUUCUUUCAGUCCCAACAAGGAAUGGGACUUGAAACUCAUAAUGCUUUUAGAAACUCAGUUUGGGAUAGGACCUCUAGAUAGCGGGCAGAGUAGAUUUGCGGGUUAUAGUUGUUCGAAUUUUGACUGUUCGGAUAUUCUGGAAUUUUUCUCUUAAUACAGUACUCUUGCUCUCAAA
Syzygium oleosum is the source of this 2384-nucleotide messenger RNA. Its product is annotated as proton pump-interactor 1-like. Bases 250 to 2121 code for a protein of 623 amino acids. NCBI's taxonomy places the organism in Eukaryota, Viridiplantae, Streptophyta, Magnoliopsida, Myrtales, Myrtaceae. The record is from RefSeq and is a predicted model, not a curated record. The transcript has 8 exons.